This is a messenger RNA of Eublepharis macularius, 5166 nucleotides long. RefSeq names its product core 1 synthase, glycoprotein-N-acetylgalactosamine 3-beta-galactosyltransferase 1 (gene C1GALT1). Lineage: Eukaryota; Metazoa; Chordata; Lepidosauria; Squamata; Eublepharidae. Bases 354 to 1586 code for a protein of 410 amino acids. The transcript has 5 exons. Gene Ontology annotation, cellular component: membrane. Gene Ontology annotation, molecular function: N-acetylgalactosaminide beta-1,3-galactosyltransferase activity. The record is from RefSeq and is a predicted model, not a curated record.
CUCCGCGCCGUCAUCGCGCUCGGGGUCGCCGCUCCUCCUCCCUCCGGCGCUCAGCAGCUGGGCGGGGAUCGAGGGCCGCCAAACACCGCCCAGUCGCCCGGGCCUCGGCGGGCUGGCUGCGGCCCUCGGCCCAAUGAGCUUGGGCGGAAUGGGCCGGGCGGCUGGAGGCCGAGGCCGGGCGCCGCGUCGGAGCCUGCCCGCCUCGCCUAAAGGGGGAUGGCGCUAGUAGAGGCGCGGGGCCGGCCGCGCCUUCCUUGCUCGCCCGCAACGGUUCUGUGGCGGCUCCGGGGCGCCUGACAGCCGCCUGUCGCCCUCGCCGGGGCCAGCACUCUGAUAUCUGGCCUGGAAAAACAAUGAAAUAUGAAUCUUGUAGAGAGGAACCUAGGAAAUUUGUAGCAGAGGGGCUUUGUCCUGGCAAGUCGAACAAUAGUCCCCUUUUUGCAAAAGACAGUGAAUCUCUUCAGGAAAUGGCUGUUCCUAAAUCCUUGCUGAAUUUUCUGACCUUUGCCUUUGGAUCAGCAAGUGGAUUUUUCUUAUGUUACAUGUUGUUCAGCUUAAUACUGGAGGAACAGGUUAAGAUUAGUCAGCCUCGUAUCCUUUACAACGAUCCUCAUGGCCGUCACUCAGAUGAUGAUGAAAGUGAUCAACUGAACGGACAGAUGAAUUUCAAUGCAGAUGCUGGGCAACAUAAAGAUGAAAAUAAAAAUAUUGCUGAUGAACUCCACCAGAAAGUAAAAAUUCUUUGCUGGGUAAUGACUGGUCCUCAGAAUCUGGAAAAGAAGGCCACACAUGUCAAAGCUACUUGGGCUCAGCAUUGCAACAAAAUGCUGUUUAUGAGUUCUGAGACAAACAAAGAUUUCCCAGCAGUAGGUUUAGAAACCAAAGAAGGCAGGGACCAGUUGUACUGGAAGACCAUUAAAGCUUUCCAGUAUGUCCACGACCACCAUCUUGGUGAAGCAGAUUGGUUCAUGAAAGCAGAUGACGACACGUAUGUUGCACUAGACAACCUGAGGUGGCUUCUUUCAAAGCAUAAUCCUGAAGAAGCAAUUUAUUUUGGAAGAAGGUUUAAGCCUUAUGUGAAACAGGGCUACAUGAGUGGAGGCGCUGGCUAUGUGCUGAGCAAAGAAGCCCUGCGGAGGUUUGUGGAUGCUUUUAAAACCAACAAAUGUUCUCAUAGCUCUUCCAUCGAAGAUUUGGCACUGGGCAAAUGCAUGGAAAACAUUGAUGUAAAAGCUGGAGAUUCCCGGGACACAAGUGGCAAAGAAACAUUUCAUCCCUUUGUGCCUGAACAUCAUUUAAUCAAAGGAUACCUACCUAAAACCUUUUGGUACUGGAAUUAUAACUACUACCCUCCAAUAGAGGGUCCAGGAUGCUGCUCUGACCUGGCAAUUUCUUUCCACUAUGUUGAUGCUGCCACUAUGUAUCAGUUGGAAUAUCUGAUUUAUCACCUCCGCCCCUAUGGUUAUCAAUUCAGGUAUAAUCCUGAUUUUUCUACCAGUCAAAACCCACAAAAUUUAAGUGACACAGCAAAAGAUGAAUCAAAAUCCAAAGUGAAAGUGGAAGAUCCUCCCAAGGCCUCUAAAUAAAAUGGUGGCUAGUGCACUGAAGAAGCCUUACUCAGCCAACUCAGCUAGCCCACAGAUGGCUAGAUGGAUUUUUUAAAAGUGUCCCUUCAAGUGGCUGCAGACUGCAAAUUCUUGCCUAAGAUGUCAGGAAGAUGUUUCACAUGCUGUGAAGCUGAAAGGCCUGUUGAUUGGAGUUUUUUCCUAGUGCGCUGUGACGCCUCUUUGGCUUAGCAUGGUGAUGGAUGCACACAGGCUUCCUGCUACAACAAAUGGCUGUUCUCCAGAUCCGCACAUGAUUAUGCAGUGUUGCAGAUCUUUGUAUCAAGAUGCAGUACUUUGUGGAGUCCAUUCUUAAAAACAUUGACUAUUUAGGCCCAUCAUGUAGCGAGAAACAUCUCGAACAGAUUCACACGUGAAAAUGUAUUUCUAGAAAAUCUGUUAAAUAAACUCUCUGCUAAAUGCUGCGGUUCAAAUUUUCUUCUGAAAAAUGUAAACGAUAUUAAAUCGAUUGAAUUUUAGCUUCAUCUGCAGUGAAAGUCAGAGUAGCAUUGGAACUCUGGCAGAAGGACAGGUGGCAACAUUACAGGCAUAUUCUCGGCUUAUGAUGAUAGAAAUGGGCGCUUUCUAGUGAACAAAUUACAAAUCUGUGCAAAAUAAAUUCCCCUCCUGCUACUUCUACAAAGCCAGUUACUGUUAACAGUUCUACAGGAAGUAGUAAGGCUUUGAUAGCCCGUUGUUAGUGCUAAUCAGUUGCUAUUGGCUCUCUAGAUUUACAUUUUCUAUCUGUUUUACUUUAUAGAACUCUAUUUUUCUUAUAGAACCAGGAUAGGUGAUAUUUAAAUUCAAGUGAGAGCUCUGGUUUUUGGCUCAUAUUUUGAGCAUUCUUUGUUUCCAUGUAGGGCUCCCUGGCUGUAGAAAUUUGGUUUAGCUUCAACAGUGGAUUUCUUUUGUGUGUGUGUGUGGAAUCCCUGUGUAUUAACUUCAAAACAUAUUUUGUGUAUUUGAUUUUUAUCUUGCGCUUGCCUGAGGCCAUUUGAAAGCAGACUCUUCCAGCAAGUGGAAGAACUCUGCUAAACUGUGAAUUGUAGUGCUUUGUAUUGUAGCUAUCCCUCAGGCUCCAUGUGCCCUACGUAAAAUUGAACUGGUUUUGUAUUAUCCCUGGUAUUCAGGUUUCUUGUUACAUGAUUGUCCAACUUAAAAGUGGUCAACUGAGGUUUAUUUCUUUAUUUCAUCAUAUUGAUGUUUGAAAGUAUGUACUCAACAGUGUUGGCUGGCCAGACAUCUUUGCCAAGUGUUCUAACUCAUUAUGGCAUGUCCUUUAACCCCAGCCACUUCUCUGAACUAAUAGUGGUGUCUUCCUUCAACACAAGAAAGACCCUUUGAGCCCCUCUCAUCAGAGGAAGGUUCCUUGUGUUUGAUGAAGGUACUGCCAUUAGAUGACCAGAGUAGUAGGAUCCAGCCCAAUCAAUUGCGUGUCCUACUGCUUCACUGAGCAAAGUUUGAAGCCUUCCUCUAGCUUUCUUCCAACUUCAAUCGUUCUUCCUCCAGUCUAAUACUGGAUACAUGCCCCUUUCUCACAAAAUUGUUGCUUCUCAAGUAUCCUGUCCCUCUGUCUUAUCCAACCAUGGGUAUUUUACUCCCACCCCCAGUUGUUGAACUUCUUGAAUGCAUAGUAUUUCCUCAUAGAGAAGCCAGAUUUACUUUGUUUUUUAAAUAAUGUACUGGCCGUUUUCUUGUUUGUUCUAUGAGUUUGACCUGUGGAAAAUUUCUAUAAACCACAAUUAUAAGUAACUCAGAAGUUUUUCCUUGGACUAGAAACAAUGUUUAUUAUUCUGUUCCAUCAGAUUUAACUUGAGGAUAAAGUGCAAAACAAGGUAUGCCAAAUUGUCACAUUGGCUUAGUGGCAGAUACAUGGUCGAGACAAGCAGGUAAGAUAUUGUACUCAAUAGUGGGUGAAUUUUAGGCUUAAAUGGAAUUUAAGAGGGUUAAUUGUUGACAAUAUCAGAACAUUCUCCAGGUUUUAUUACUACUGUCGUCUUAACGUUCAUUUUGACUCUUCUAGCAUUCCUCCAUCAUAUCUACCUCAAAAUAUUUUACAAGUAGCUUGUGAAAAUUGUCAGUGCUACAAUGAAUUUGUGUGGCAAAUAUAGGGGGAAAUAGUGACCGUUCUAAUGCUUUUAACCUUCAAGUGUGAAAACAGUACAUUACAAAUUUCCUUCCAAAUUGGGCUACUCUGUCAAUCAUUUGUAUUGGCAUAGCAAUUAUAGUGGUAUCUAGGGCAAGAUCCUGUUUUACAUCUCAGUAUCCAUUUUCUUUGCUGACUUUCAGUCUGAGGGCUUGGAAUCAAAUCAGCUUGUAGCACAAUGACAAAUUACCCUUCCUGGCUCUAGCCGAACAUUGCUGCAUUGUAUGCCAUUCCAGAGUGUACCCUGAUUUUGGAUGAGGGGAAAGGUGAGGCAGAGGGAAGCUCAGCGCAUGUUUGAUGAGGAAAGUCAUGGCUGCUUUGUACUGAAAACACAAGGAAUAAGUAGCUGACUACUUAUUUUCUGACCAGGUGUGCCUUUAAAGUCAAAGAGGCACACAAUACCUUCUGAGAGAGGAAUUAUUUUGUGGGAUUCAGAGAUUUCCUCUAAUAGUGUUGCACAAUAUGUAGCUGCCAAGUUACUAUUCUGGACAAUUUAUCUCUCACCUUGCCCCUGGAUUUUUCCCUUCUGGAGUUGUAUUGGUGAUAGUAGUGUUCAGUCUAACAUUUAAAAUUUUUAAUCCUUAAACACAUUAGGAUCCGAAGGUAUGAGAUUAUCUUUUGGUUGUUGUUUCCUAUGUCCAAAGCUCUCUUAGUUGUGUGUUGGUAACAGAUAUAAAAUUAUCUGAAAAUGCUUAAACUGAACUUUUAAGUUUGAGCUGUUUGAUUUAUUAAUUCUUUUGUAUAGUAUAUAAUGUGGUUGUCCUGCUUGAGUGAUCAAACACUCCAGUGCAUCUGAUUACCAUGGAAUUUAGGGGUGUUUUUUUUAAAAAAAAUAUUUUCUUUAAGAUUCCUCUUAAUUUGGGAGGGGGAUGUUUUUAUAUCAUCAGUUAAUUAAAGAAAUGUUCACUGUUCUGUUCAGAUUAUCUCCUUGUUGUAUCAGGCUUUCUUCUCUGAUUGUAUUUAAGCACAGUAAUGAAGUUCUAUUGUGAGAUAAUUUAAUAUGGUGUGAUCUAUAUGGUUUCAAUCUUGACUGCUAUGUAUAUUUAAAUACUACCAUAUACAACUGAGAGUAAGGCUUAUAUUUUGUCUUGUAUUAACAACAAAUGUUACAAACUUUCAUAUAUAAAACAACUUCAGUUUAAUGUAUAUUGUGUAUAACAUACAUGGCAAAUCUCUGUAGAAAUGCAUUUGAAAAGACUAAUUUUGACUGCUAAGCAGUUUGUUAGAACAAUGAAUGUUUGAAAAUUUGAGAAAAAGGAAAAUUGUUUCUUUCACAGUAAGUAGUGAUUGAAUCGCUUGUUCAGCAGAGCAAGAUAAAUGAGAACUUUUUUAAAAAUCUGAAGUGCCUUUUGCCAGUUUUUAUUAAUUUAAAUGAGAAGUGCACAAAUAAAAAUAAUUUAUCACAAUUAUAAAAUG